AUGGUUCGCUCAAUGCUUCUCCUUGCCGUCGCCGCUACAUUGCUCGGUCAGGCUGUCCAGGCCAACUAUGCUAUCGACACGGUCUACGACCAAAACAAUUUUUUUCAAGAAUUUAUCCACUUCAACAAGCCCGAUCCUACCCAAGGCUUUGUCGAGUAUGUCGACCGGCCCACUGCCGAGGGUGCUGGAUUGAGUGGAAUUCGCGAUGGUGCCAUUUACAUGGGCGUGGAUUCUACCACCGUAAACCCUGCCAACGGUCGACGUUCUAUCCGCGUCGAAUCUCAAAAGACCUUCACCAAGGGUCUCUUCAUUGUCGAUAUCGCCCACAUGCCGUCCAAUACCUGCGGUGUUUGGCCUGCCUUUUGGACAUUUGGUCCGAACUGGCCCACGUCUGGCGAAAUUGAUAUUAUCGAGGGUGUCAACACGCAAACUCAAAAUGCCAUUACUCUUCAUACUAAAGACAGGUGCCAAAUGUCUGGAGCCUCGAUUCUUGCCAACACCUUUGUCGGUGAAGUGGAAUGCAACACCGCGACUGGCUGUGGCCAGCAGACGGGCGACAACCAAAACUACGGUGACGGUUUUAAUGCCAUUGGCGGCGGCGUCUACGCCAUGGAGUGGACAGACUGGCAAAUCUCUGUCUGGUUCUUUCCUCGCUCCAAGAUUCCCGAGGACAUUCGCAGUGAUAGCCCCCAGCCCUUGACCUGGGGCGCGCCCAGCGCAGGCUUCUCCCCUGGCUCGACGUGCGACAUUGGCUCUGCCUUUAAGGACCACAAGAUCGUUUUUGAUACCACCUUUUGCGGUGUCUGGGCAGGAGAAGUCUGGGCUGCCAAUGCCGAGUGCUCUGCCAAGGCCUCUUCGUGCCGAGACUACGUCGCUGGCAAUCCGCAAGACUUUGCUCAAGCCUACUGGAGCAUCAACCACCUCAAGGUUUUCAAGGCUCAGUCUCUCUAG
Molecule: messenger RNA, 951 nt
Organism: Beauveria bassiana ARSEF 2860
Lineage: Eukaryota; Fungi; Ascomycota; Sordariomycetes; Hypocreales; Cordycipitaceae
Product: tat pathway signal sequence
Exons: 1
Coding region: 1-951 (316 amino acids)
Biological process (GO): glucan catabolic process
Molecular function (GO): hydrolase activity, hydrolyzing O-glycosyl compounds
Source: RefSeq, a predicted model, not a curated record